Impatiens glandulifera is the source of this 1542-nucleotide messenger RNA. RefSeq names its product high affinity nitrate transporter 2.4-like. The record is from RefSeq and is a predicted model, not a curated record. Lineage: Eukaryota; Viridiplantae; Streptophyta; Magnoliopsida; Ericales; Balsaminaceae. Gene Ontology annotation, cellular component: plant-type vacuole membrane; plasma membrane. The transcript is spliced from 4 exons. Gene Ontology annotation, biological process: cellular response to nitrate; nitrate transmembrane transport. Gene Ontology annotation, molecular function: nitrate transmembrane transporter activity. Bases 1 to 1542 code for a protein of 513 amino acids.
AUGGCGGAGAAAGAAGUUACAAAGAAGUCUGGACCAGAAGUGACUUUCACCGUCGCAAAAUUCUCUAUCCCCGUGGACUCGGAGAACAAGGCAAAGACCUUCAAAGUAUUCUCUUUGGCGAAACCCCAUAUGAUAACGUUCCAUCUGGCAUGGACGUCUUUGUUCACAUGUUUCCUCUCCACCUUCGCCGCCGCUCCCCUCAUCCCUGUAAUCCGUGACAACCUUAACCUCCGCAAAAUGGACAUAAAGAGCGCCAACUUAGCUUCCAUCUCCGGUGGCAUAUUUUCCAGGCUCGCCAUGGGUCCGGCCUGUGACAUCCUCGGCCCACGCUACUCCUCCGCAAUCCUUAUCAUGCUCUCCGCCCCUGCUGUCUUCUAUAUGUCUUUAGUUACUUCUGUCAACGGGUUUGUAGCAGUGCAGUUCAUGAUCGGGUUCUCUUUAGCUACUAUGGUGUCGUGUCAAUAUUGGAUGAGCAGCAUGUUCAAUGGAAAGGUUAUUGGGAUCGCAAAUGGCACUGCGGCCGGAUGGGGUAAUAUGGGCGGCGGGGUGACCCAAUUUUUUAUGCCAAUGCUCUACUUGAAGAUUUUCCAAGCAGGUUCCACACCAUUCACAGCAUGGAGGAUUGCUUUCUUUGUGCCGGGGUUGCUUCAAGUGUUCAUGGGUCUCUUGGUCCUAACCCUCGGCCAAGAUCUCCCCGAUGGCAACCUUAGCACUCUCCAAGAUAAAGGAGAUGUUAUACGAGACAAAUUACUUAAGGUAUUGUGGUGUGGCAUGAGAAACUAUAGAUCAUGGAUCUUUGUUCUUCUUUAUUGCAUGUCACUUGGAGUAGAAUUAACCACUCAAAACGUAAUUGCCCAAUAUUUCUUUGACAGUUUUGACCAGUCGCUUGACACGUCCGGUAAUAUAGCAGCGAUGUUUGGCAUGGCCAGCAUAUUGGCCCGACCGAUGGGAGGCUACUUGUCCGAUAUCACUACCCGUCGUUACGGCAUGAGAGGCCGUUUAUGGACCUUAUGGGUCCUACAAACCCUAGGAGGCCUCUUUUGUAUCUUAUUUGGCCGGGCCAAAACACUAAAUUCAUCGAUCUUAUACAUGAUCCUUUUCGCGAUGGGUGAACAAUCCGCAUGUGGGGCAACGUUCGGUAUCAUCCCUUUUAUCUCUAGGCGUUCAUUGGGGGUGAUAUCGGGUAUGACUGGGGCGGGUGGGAAUUUGGGGUCGGUUUUAACCCAAUUGAUGUUCUUUAGUGACAAUUCAGACUCGGCGGAGGGGUUUACAAAGAUGGGAUUUAUGAUUGUGGGUUGUACGUUGGUGGUGGGGACCGUGCGUUUUCCUCAGUGGGGUGGAAUGUUGUCUCCUCCGUCGAGGGAUGUUGGGAAGUGCAAUGAGGAGUAUUAUUAUGGGUCGGAAUGGAAUGAAGAGGAGAAGCUUUUGGGUCUUGACCGGGCCAGUAUGAAAUUUGCUGAAAAUAGUCGGUGGGAGAGAGGAGGGUCGCUGGUUGAAUCCCAUUCGACGCCUCCUUCUAUGAUACAAGCAGCUUCAGUCUAG